AUGGAGCUUCGCCGGAGCCGUCGGCGCUGCCUUGGACCAUGCCGGGCUGCAAUGGAGCUCCGCCGGAGUUGCAAUGGAGCAUCGUCGGAGCCGUCGGCGCUGCCUUGGACCACGCGUGGGCUGCAGUGGAGCUCCGCCGGAGUUGCAAUGGAGUUUUGCCGGAGCCGUCAGCGCUGCGGUGGAGCUCAGGCAGGGUUGCAAUGCAGCUUCGCCGGAGCCGUCAGAGCUGUGUUGGAGCUCCGCCGGGGCUGCAUUGGAGCUUGGCCGGAGUUGCAAUGGAGCUUCGCCGGCGCGUCGGUGCUGCGUCGGAGCUCUGCUGGGGCCGCAAUGGAGCUCGCCGGAAUCAAUCCGUGGUGCUGCGUUGGAGCUGUGGUUUUGGCUGUGGCAAGGAAGAACGGUGUGGUUGAGUUGCUGAAUCCAUUGAAUGGUGAUGCUCUGGCUGUUGUCAAGUCCUCUAGGACAGACCAAACUGUCGGAGCUGUGGAAAAUGAUCCCCUAGUCGCCCUGCACCUCUUCAGAAAACAUGCACCGGACUUAACCACGUUAGGUACAUUUCUUGCUUGUACGGAGAAGGGCAAAGCAAGUGUGAGAUCUGUUGCAAAAGAAAACACGGUAUCUGACUCGGAUGUUGGGCCAUCAAGCACUUGGGAAGUGUGUAACAAGGGUACAUUGCAGUUUUCAUCUGUGGAUGUUGGUGAAAACUAUGCAAUGUUUGGAGGGAAUGGUAUGGAAGUGAACUUGUGGGAUAUCACAUCUUGUAGUAAGAUGUGGUCUGCUAAAUCUCCCCGAGCUAACAACGUCGGUAUAUUUACCAAACCUUGGUUCACGGCUGGAACUUUCCUGUGCAAGGAUGAUCACCGUAAAAUUGUAGCCUGCACAAAUAAUCAUCAGGUUCGCUUAUAUGAUACUGCUUCGCAAAGAAGACCUGUUGUUUCAGUUGAUUUUAGGGAGUCACCAAUCAAGGCAGUUGUAGGGGAUCCAGAUGGACAUACUGUCUAUAUUGGGACAGGAACAGGAGACCUCGCUUCCUUUGACAUGAGAACAGGAAAACUACUCGGAUGCUAUGUUGGUAAAUGCAGUGGAAGUAUUAGAUCGAUAGUUAGGCAUCCGGAUCUGCCUUUGAUAGCAUCUUGUGGAUUGGACAGCUACUUGCGAAUCUGGGAUACAAAUACAAGGCAGCCGCUUUCUGCGGUCUAUCUCAAGCAGCACCUCACGACAGUGGUUAUUGAUUCACAUUUCUCAGCUGAAGAAUCUGAGGAGACUAAAUCCAAGCAGCCAGAUUCUUCAAUGGUGGCUGAAGCUGCAGUCAGAAGGGAAAAAAAGAAAAAGAAGAAUGUAUUGGUUGAAGAGGCUGAGGAAGGAACUCAAAUGGUGGACCCUGAUGACUGUGAUGCUGAAGCAGUCAGAAAGGACAAGAAGAAGAAGAAGAAGAAGAAGAAGAAGAAGAAGAAAACUGUUAUAGAGGAUGAUGAAGAAACGCAAAUGGUCGACCUGGAUGAAGACGAUGCUGAAACAGUCAGAAAGGCAAAGAAGAAAAAGAAGAAUAAAAGGGUUGCAGAGGAUGAGGAAGGAACUCAGAUGGCUGGCCUUAAUGACAGUGAUGCUGAGAUCUAUGCCCCAAAGAGAAUAAAAUCUGAAUCUGGCGAAAGAAGCAAAGGCACGAAAAAGAAAAGCAAGAAGCAACAAGUUGCCUAG
Molecule: messenger RNA, 1695 nt
Organism: Triticum turgidum subsp. durum (durum wheat)
Lineage: Eukaryota; Viridiplantae; Streptophyta; Magnoliopsida; Poales; Poaceae
Source: the annotation of a GenBank genome assembly